AUGACAAGUUCUGCCCAUCCGAUCUAUAUUUUAGGAGUGGGCAGUGUUGGAUCAUUUAUUGCACACUCGCUUCGAUCUCUUCCCGAGCCGCCCCCCGUCACACUGUUGCUUCACCGAGAAGAUCUCUACCAGGAAUUUGCGUCCAAAGGCUGGAAAUUAGGCCUCCAGCUCGGAGAAUAUGGUGUUUUGGAAGAACGGACCGGGUUCGACGUCGAGCUGCUCGCAAGCAAGUCGGCACCAGUGUCUACUGAUCCGAUCCAUUAUCUGAUUGUCACAGUCAAAGCAUCAGCGACCACGUCCGCCCUUGAACCAAUUAAGCAUCGACUCGGACGACAUUCUACGAUUUGCCUUUUUCAGAACGGCCUAGGGCAAAUCGAGGACAUGAACGAGCGGGUUUUCACUGAUCCGUCAACUCGGCCCCUAUAUGUGCUCGGCAUAAUGCAGCACGGCGUUUAUUUGAAGUCCCCAGCUGAAGCUGUGCUCUCCAGCUCCAAUGGCUGUGCUACAGUUGGUAUUGUUGACCACGGGAAUCAAACCCCAGCACGGUCACAUUGUCAAUUCCUCCUGGAUGCUCUACUCCGAUCGCCUACCCUUCGUUGCACAGAAUUGAUGUGGGCAGAUCUCCUGCAGGUCCAGCUCUUGAAGCUAGCUGCGAACUGCAUCAUCAACCCCUUAACAGCAUUACUGGAUAUCCGGAACGGCGCUCUCAUAGAUUCCCCUGAGCUCUUAUCCAUACAGCGUCUCAUCCUCAAAGAGAUCUCGAUGGUUUUUGAAAACCUCCCGGAGCUCAGCAACCUUCCGCGUGAUCAGACUCGCUUUUCAGUCGCCUCUCUUGAAGCGGCCGUGUUGGAUACUGUUGAGAAGACUGCACCUAAUUCUAGCAGCAUGCGCGAGGAUAUUCGGAAGGGUAGGGCUACCGAAAUCGAAUUCAUUAAUGGUUGGAUUGUCCGGCGCGGUAAAGAGUUAGGGAUUGACUGCGUGACAAACACUUGCCUGACUCAAAUGGUACUAGUAAAAAGCCGUCAGAGUGCCAAAGAUGAUACUGCUAAAGUCUAA
This is a messenger RNA of Aspergillus thermomutatus, 1056 nucleotides long. Its product is annotated as ketopantoate reductase family protein. Lineage: Eukaryota; Fungi; Ascomycota; Eurotiomycetes; Eurotiales; Aspergillaceae. Bases 1 to 1056 code for a protein of 351 amino acids. The transcript has a single exon. Gene Ontology annotation, molecular function: 2-dehydropantoate 2-reductase activity; NADP binding. The record is from RefSeq and is a predicted model, not a curated record. Gene Ontology annotation, biological process: pantothenate biosynthetic process. Gene Ontology annotation, cellular component: mitochondrion; cytoplasm.